CUCCCUCAGCCUCAUCCCAACCCCACCCCCCACCCCCGUUGAAAUCCGCGGCGGGACAGAUCGGGGCGCAGAUCGGGGGCCGGCUCCCGGCGAUGGGCGGCGACGAGCGGCACCUGGGGAGGACCAUGAGCUUCGGGAUCCCGGACGUGGCGCUGGGGCUCGUCAUGGGGUGCGUGGAGGACCCCUGGGACCGCGACGCCAUCUCGCUCGUCUGCCGCCACUGGUGCAAGGUCGACGCGCUCAGCCGCAAGCACGUCACCGUCGCCAUGGCCUACUCCACCACCCCCGACCGCCUCUUCCGCCGCUUCCCCUGCCUCGAGUCGCUCAAGCUCAAGGCCAAGCCCCGCGCCUCCAUGUUCAACCUCAUCCCCGAGGACUGGGGCGGCUCCGCUUCGCCCUGGAUCCGCGAGCUCUCUGCCUCCUUCCACUUCCUCAAGGUGCUGCACCUCCGCCGAAUGAUUGUCUCCGACGACGACGUCGCCGUGCUCGUGCGCGCCAAGGCCCACAUGCUCGUCUCCCUCAAGCUUGACCGAUGCUCCGGCUUCUCCACGUCCUCCCUCGCUCUCCUCGCCCGCUGCUGCAAGAAACUGGAAACCUUGUUUCUUGAAGAAAGUUCUGUUGCUGAGAAAGAAAAUGAUGAAUGGCUCCGCGAGCUUGCUACCAGCAAUACUGUCCUUGAGACGCUGAAUUUCUUUCUGACAGAUCUCAGGGCAUCCCCUGCAUAUCUUCUCCUCCUUGUGCGAAAUUGCCGAAGGCUGAGAACUCUCAAGAUUAGCGACUGUUUCAUGUCUGACCUGGUUGACCUGUUCCGUACAGCAGAAACGCUACAAGACUUUGCUGGUGGUUCCUUUGAUGAUCAAGAUCAGGGUGGGAAUUAUGCUAACUACUAUUUCCCUCCUUCAGUACAGCGCUUGAGUUUGCUCUACAUGGGAACAAAUGAGAUGCAGAUAUUAUUUCCAUAUGGCGCCACACUCAAGAAGCUGGACCUUCAGUUUACAUUCCUUACCACAGAGGAUCACUGUCAAUUAGUCCAGCGCUGCCCAAAUCUAGAAGUUUUGGAGGUAAGGGAUGUGAUAGGGGAUCGAGGGUUGGAAGUCGUUGCACAGACCUGCAAGAAAUUACAGCGACUCAGAGUCGAGAGAGGAGACGAUGACCAAGGAGGUCUUGAGGACGAACAGGGUAGAGUGACACAAGUAGGACUGAUGGCUGUUACUCAAGGCUGUCCUGAUUUGGAGUACUGGGCAGUACAUGUGUCUGACAUUACAAAUGCAGCUCUUGAGGCCAUUGGUACGUUCAGCAAAAACCUGAAUGAUUUCCGACUUGUCCUGCUUGAUAGAGAGGUGCAUAUAACCGAACUGCCCCUUGACAACGGGGUUCGGGCUUUGCUGAGAGGUUGCACCAAACUCCGGAGGUUUGCAUUUUAUGUGAGACCUGGAGCUCUAUCAGAUAUCGGCCUUUCCUAUGUUGGUGAAUUUAGCAAGACCGUCCGCUACAUGUUGCUUGGGAAUGCCGGGGGAUCUGAUGAUGGACUGCUGGCAUUUGCACGAGGAUGCCCAAGCUUGCAGAAAUUGGAGCUAAGGAGUUGCUGCUUUAGUGAACGUGCAUUGGCAGUUGCAGCCUUACAGCUGAAGUCACUCAGAUAUCUUUGGGUGCAGGGAUACAAGGCAUCUCCUACUGGCACCGAUCUCAUGGCAAUGGUACGCCCCUUCUGGAACAUUGAGUUUAUUGCACCAAAUCAAGAUGAGCCUUGCCCAGAGGGUCAGGCACAGAUUCUGGCAUACUACUCUCUGGCUGGGGCAAGGACAGAUUGUCCUCAGUCUGUAAUUCCCCUCUAUCCAUCAGUCGGAGGCUAAAAAGACCACCACCAGUUUGACUGUACAUACAUGUUUGAUGCCAGUGAAACCCACGAUGCGGUAUUAGGGACAUUCCACCUUACAGUGCCAAUUACGGGACUGAAAGCUCAAGUAAAAGCGACCCACUCUGAACUGCCUUUGUAUCUUAGGGGCAACAUUUUUGGGUAAGCUGUUCAUCUGGCCAACAUGGAUAUCUUUGUGUACUACACCAUUUUGACAUGGCUCGGACACGCAUUUUUGUAAUAAUGUGCCCAGUUGUAAUGGCAUUUUUCUGUUCUUGAGCUUUGCCCACUGUAUUGUUGUUCUACGAACAGUAUUGGAUUAGUUGUUGUACCAUCUGUGAAACAAUCUGCACAAUGUUAUGUUUAACCCACGAAUAUCUUGAAAUUUUGCUGCGGCUUGGCCUCAGCUUUA
Triticum dicoccoides is the source of this 2267-nucleotide messenger RNA. RefSeq names its product coronatine-insensitive protein homolog 2. The record is from RefSeq and is a predicted model, not a curated record. NCBI's taxonomy places the organism in Eukaryota, Viridiplantae, Streptophyta, Magnoliopsida, Poales, Poaceae. The transcript is spliced from 3 exons. The coding region runs from base 93 to 1853 and encodes 586 amino acids.